Nezara viridula (southern green stink bug) is the source of this 307-nucleotide messenger RNA. The record is from the annotation of a GenBank genome assembly. Lineage: Eukaryota; Metazoa; Arthropoda; Insecta; Hemiptera; Pentatomidae.
CUUUGCUUCUCUAUAUCAAGAUGAAAGUCUUCAUUAUCUCAAUUUUUUUGGUCAUUUGUUACCUCAAUUUGAUUUCGAGUGCACCAGAUCACAAAAUUGAGAAGCGUUACAAUUCAUCAACAACAGAUACUCCCAACAUGGAUGGAUGGGGCCAGGCGAUAGAUACGCUGGAACAAUUUAUUUUUGGAUCUAAUCCUUAUAUUUUGGGAUGAAUUGCAAACCGCAACUUCAAGACUUCACUAAGCAAUUUAUUUAAAUACGUUUUAAGUUUAUUGUAUGUUUUUAUAAAUAACAUUUUUUCUUAUAU